UGAGAAGCAAGCGAUUGUAUUGCGGUAAUCAGGGUGCAAUGAUGGCUGCAGAACAAUCGAGCGUUGGGCGCUGACACAAGUCACCUGCCAUCUAUGAUCCUGCUGACAUGGUUGAAGAUGAAGAGUAUUUCGAGAUGUGCUCCUUUUGGCAUGAAGGCGAUGCUCCUGAUGUGAUGGUUUUUCGCAACGGGCAGAUCUCAGCGGAGGACAGCUUCAGCCAUUCUCGGACGGUGCCUUUGAUAUGUGCAGCUGCCGAAGAUGCUAUUGAGGCCCAGAGCGCAGCGUCUGGAGGUGGACAAGAGGAAUUCCUUCAUCAUUGGGAUGAUGGAAUUUACAGCUGUGCCAGGUGUCACCGUCAGCUAUAUCAUUCACAUUCCAAGUGGCAAGGGCCUUGUGCUUGGCCAAGUUUCCGAUCUUCCAUGGACAACGCUCUGAAGAUGCGACCAGUGACAAACUACGGCCGCUACCGCUGUGCAGUUAUGGAGUUAUACUGUGGAGGAUGUCGGCUUUUCAUAGGUCAUGGAUUCCAAGAUGCGCUGGAGAAGGGUGACGAGGGGCCAGAAUGUACUGGAUGGCGGCACUGAGUUCUAUCCCGCUCGCUUCACUUUAAAGUGGGUGAGCAGACCAGCUGAAGUCGCAAGGCUGUCAUGCACGGGUGACAUCGGCUACAUAUGCCGAUGGAGUGUGCUUUCUUGACAACUGGCGAGUGGCUAUUCUGCCUUUGCUAAUGUCCUGUUGGAUAAGGACCGUGUUGGGUCGCACAGCGUUUGGUGAGGAUCAUGGCGCAGUCGCUGUGCUGCUGCCCGUCGAU
This is a messenger RNA of Effrenium voratum, 811 nucleotides long. The record is from the annotation of a GenBank genome assembly. Lineage: Eukaryota; Dinophyceae; Suessiales; Symbiodiniaceae.